This is a messenger RNA of Sphaerodactylus townsendi, 3142 nucleotides long. RefSeq names its product PABIR family member 2 (gene PABIR2). NCBI's taxonomy places the organism in Eukaryota, Metazoa, Chordata, Lepidosauria, Squamata, Sphaerodactylidae. Bases 390 to 1235 code for a protein of 281 amino acids. The record is from RefSeq and is a predicted model, not a curated record. The transcript has 10 exons. Gene Ontology annotation, molecular function: protein serine/threonine phosphatase inhibitor activity.
CCUUCCGCCCUCCCGACCAUCCUUUGCCGCGCGUGCGCAGCGUGGCGGGCUGCUUGGCCUCCACCUGCGAAGGUACCGUGCGCGCGAGGAGGAGGAGGAGGAAGGGGAGGCGCACGCGCGUCAGAAAUUUCCCUCCCUCCGAGCUCGCCGUUCCGACCGGGGCCCCCUUCUCCCGCCCCGGCAUGGGACGCUGCUGCGGCGGCGGCGGCCCCUCCCUCGCUGGCCGGGCUCUCCCUGAAACCCGCUCGCCUCUGCAGGGCCUGUAGGGGGAGAGGCCGAAGGGAGACCACGAGACACCCCCCCAUGCUCCACCUGCCCCCCCUCUCUCAGCCCCUGGUCAUGAGGAGAAACUCCCGCCUUCAGUGACCGCCACUGCUGCCGCUGUCGCCAUGGCUCAGGCCGAGAAAAUGGAGCUGGAUCUGGAGCUGCCGCCGGCCGGGAGCGACGGGGGUGGCCUGAGGCGCUCCAAUAGCGCCCCCCUCAUCCAUGGACUUAGUGAUAAUUCACAGGUUUUUCAGCCUUACGUCUUGCGAACCCGCAGAAACAGCACAACAGUUAUGAACCGGCACAGCAUGCUGGUGUCAUCAUCCCCAAUACGUAUCCCUAGCAGCCGGCUCCAUCAGAUCAGAAGGGAGGAAGGAGUGGAUUUGAUGAACAGAGAAACCGCACAUGAAAGGGAAGUGCAAACAGCAAUGCAGAUAAGCCAGUCAUGGGAGGAAAGCUUGAGCCUGAGUGACAACGACUUGGACAAAUCUGAGAAAUCUUCAUCUCCAAAGAGGAUAGAUUUCAUUCCCGUUUCUCCAGCACCUUCACCUACAAGGGGAAUAGGAAAGCAAUGUUUUUCACCAUCCUUGCAAAUGUUCGUGAGUAGUAAUGGAUUGCCUCCAAGCCCCAUUCCCAGUCCCACAAGGAGAUUUUCAAAUAGGAGAAGCCAGAGUCCAAUCAACUGCAUCAGGCCCAGUGUUCUUGGUCCCAUUAAAAGAAAAGGUGAGAUGGAAACUGAAAGCCAGCCAAAGAGACUCUUCCAAGGAACCACCAAUAUGCUGUCUCCUGAUGUGACACAUUUGACAGACCUCAGUUCCUGCUUGUCUUCAGAUAUUCUGGAUGGGAGCACAAGCAGCGUGAGCUCAUCAUCCGAUUCACUGGCCAAAGGCAGCACUACUACAGAAUCUCCAGUCGCAUGUUCAAACUCAUGUUCUUCAUUCAUCUUAAUGGAUGACCUUUCACCCAAGUGACUUACCCAGUCACCGAUGUCUGCCUGAGCUGUUACCGUACUGUACAUCAUUCAGAAAUACCCAUGCAAUUAAAUCAUUGAGGACAUGAGGAUUUAAGUACUUUGGGUAUAUUAACAUAACCUUAUUCCUUGGUAUCUUCUACAAGUGAUUUUCAUUAUCCUUCUUAAUGGACAUAUGCUACUGAAGACUGGGUUUACUGAUUUUUUUUAAAUUUUUUUUUUACAGAUAUUUUCUCAGAUUGUACUAACUUGCUUUCACGAAAACUGCAUACACUUUUUUUUUAAAAAAAAAUCCCAAACAAGCACCUAAGUUAUAUUAGUACUAAAACUGUAGAGGAAAAAAACUGUCCACUGUUGCUAUCAUGAUUACUUAUUCUGGAGGUAAGAAUAGUGGUUACAGAGUUGUUAUGUAAUCUUUGAGAUGCAUUUUAAUUUUUUAAUAAAGUAGAUUGCUCUUGAUAUUUGUCUAGGAAGAGUAGAGUACUCCUGAUUAGGCAUAUUUUGGACUACACUUCCCCCACCCCUAAAAAGAAUCAAAUCAAACUAUAGAAUUGUUCCUCAUUUUCCUGUUGCAGCCUCUCCUUUGCUAUCUUUCCCAAAGAAAGGAAAAGAAUUUUAGACUGUCCCUUAUGCUUUGGUUCAGCUGCUUUUACAGUGCUAGGAGCCAAUAAUGCUCCAAUUUAAAAAAAAACUACAAAAUUCUACUAUAGCUCCUUGAUAUUCCCAAUGGGAAGGGGAGAGGGGAAACUUCUUGUGCACAGCUAAUUAACUCCCCUUUUUGGUCUUGAGGAUGCAAAAAAGUAUAGUGGGAGCUGCCACAAGGGCUUAGGGUCACUGGGUUGAAUAGGCUGGGCCCUUGGUGUCUCCUAUGGCAUCGAGAUAUAUUUGUGCCUUAGGGGGAUGUGGUUUCAAAAAGGAGGAAUGUAAACUGAGAGGUUGGGUGGGGGAAAGGACUUUCUGUUUGUUUGUUGUCUUGAAAAGAGUACUUGUAUCAGGUGCUAUAGCCCAGUGCUGUUUUUCCUCAGUUGUUUUGUGACAUGCUUGAUCCAGUGGGAGAAGGAGUUCUGUGAGCAGCCGUAACUGUUCUGUGGCUGCAUCACCUUCUAUGUAAUUGGAGCAACCCUUGGGCUCUCCUUUCUGGGAAGGGCAGGCCGAUAGGCAAGUGUUAAUUUUAGAGGAAAGGGGUUUUUUUUUACACUUUUGUUUGGACGUUGGCUCUGCAUAUAGUUGGGCUUUUAAAGAACUUGUGUGAGCUAUGAGAAGUAAACCUGCUGCCAAUACUCUGGUUUAAGUGUGGGGGUACAGCAAAUGACUUCUUACCGAAAGAGUGAACUGGGCUUAAAAAAAGAUCGAUUUGUAAUCUACUGUGUUAUGCUAUUUAUUAUUUAUAACUGUAAAAAAGUCUGGUGAUGAAUUAUAGUAUUUUUUUAUGAUUGAAAAUCUUUUUUAUGUUCUGUGAGUGCUGGCUGGUCUGUAUUUAAUAGGCAACACUGUCUGCCAGAAAUGUACGCUUCCAGUUCUGAAUGUUUGUAAGUAAUUCACAUGCUCUUGUUGUCAAAGUACAAUUUACGAUUUUUUUGUUUUGUUUCAAAGAUUCUAGCACUGAAAUUGAAAUAAGGAAGUGCUAAGCUGUAAAGAGCACCAUCUGGGGUAAUACUUGCCUGGCUAAGUAGGGGAUGGGGAGAAAUUUAGAGUAUUCUGGUUAGAAGGGGGACACUUGGUUUUUCAUAUGUAGAUUUGCUUUUAAGUAUGGGUUGGGGGGGUUCUUUGCAGUUGUAACAAGCACCAGAGUUGGGCCAGUGGUGCUUCUGUUAUCUGUAUUACUAUAUUCAUCUGUGGAGAGUUAGUUUCCCCCAUCUCCAAUAAAUUUGCAUAUUGUAAAUUAUCACCCAGUGGUGCCAUUUUUUU